Telopea speciosissima is the source of this 540-nucleotide messenger RNA. RefSeq lists its product as uncharacterized. NCBI's taxonomy places the organism in Eukaryota, Viridiplantae, Streptophyta, Magnoliopsida, Proteales, Proteaceae. The transcript has a single exon. The coding region runs from base 1 to 540 and encodes 179 amino acids. The record is from RefSeq and is a predicted model, not a curated record.
AUGAUUGAUAGUUGCAAUCUCAUGGAUAUUGGAGCUAAAGGGCCAACCUACACUUGGAGUAACCGUCGUGUUGGUAGUGCGAAUAUCCGGAUCCGAUUAAACAGGGCCUUGGCUAAUAUUGCUUGGAGGAGGAGAUUCACAGAGGCUAAAGUAUUUGUCAAACCGGCCAUUGGGUCGGACCAUAACCCCCUCCUUGUUGAUACUGAGGGUGGAAGGAUUCGUGGCUCGAAACCUUUUCGAUUCGAAGCCAUGUGGCUGCGACACCCGCAAUGCAUGAGUGUGGCAAACCAAGCAUGGCACAUUCCGUUAGUAGGAGAGAAUCACACUCAACUUUGGAAAAGAAUGGAGAACUGUAAGGAGGUGUUCAAGUGCUGGAAUGCCGAUGUCUUUGGCAAUAUUCAAACUAAUAUCCGGAGGCUUCAGGAGGAGUUAGAGUAUCACCCGAGCCUUCCGGCUCCAGCGUAUUCUCAAGAGAAGGUAAAUAUGAUUUUUGAGCAUCUGGCGAAGGAGAUGGCCAAAGAAGAAGUCAUGUGGUUAUAG